UGAACCCAAUGUGUCCGGGCGGACCGCGCCAGCUAGUCUCAAUCUUUCAUUAGUUUACCAUCAACUUCCAAAGUGAGAGCACACAUUUUCAGAGUAAUUAAAUAUAGUUAAAAGUGAUGGUUUGCUUAUUACGAGGUUCAUAGCAGUCCAGUGAUUUAAAGUAUGGCUAUGGCCCUACAGUCCCUUGUGUCCCUAAAUAGCCCCUUGGACGGAUCCGAUGUCCCUAAUAUAGUUGUGGAAUGGCUUGAAUUUCUUCAGCUCGGUCAAUAUAGUCAUGGAUUCAUCGACAAUGGCUAUGACGAUCUCGAGACAGUAAAAAAGAUAGGGCCGGCCGAUCUCGAUGCGAUCGGUGUCCUUUCAGCUCACCAUCGAGCUUUUUUGCUCGACGCUGUCAGAGUUUUAAAAGAACAGGGAGCUGCCUGGGUGUACCUGCUGCUUGGAUCUGCUGGUCAGAGUGAGGGAGGAUAUACAGGAGAGGAUAGAGUCUCUGCUAGCUCAGGGAUAGCAUCAGGAACAUCUAGCCAACCAUGGAUGGAAGAUCAGGAACUAUCCGCGUCGUCUUGUGAAUGCGACACAUCCUCAGCUAGUCGCAGAUCCCGUCGUAGUUCUCUUAAAUCCCGUCGACGAGUCAAUAACACAGUGUCGAAAAAUAACAAUAAUAAUAUAGGAAGUACGAAAGCUGAAUGCUACCAAGGCCAAAGUCCAAGUUCUCCGUUGGGGGGCAGUGGCCCCCCUGGUUCCCCUGUGGGCAGAGGUCCCCCUGGAUCCCCUGGAUCCUCUAGGGGCAGCCGAGGGUCACCAGGAACUGAAACAACUGACUGUCCAAGUGAUAUAUCUGUGAUAACUUCAAUUAGCGCUGUCCCUGCCAGCUGUGGUCGUCUAGACAAUCAUCAUCAUACUGUUAGUCCUUCAUCCAGUACAGUUUCCAAAGAUGAUUAUACGGGAAGAGUAAACUACUCCCGAAGUGAUGAGGAUCUAAUUCAACGACUACCCGACGGGGAUGGGCGGCUCCACGAAGGGCGGAGAUCAAUGAGAUCAAUGGGUCGGAUUUCAAUCCCUCCGAAUACCCUGAGAAAUCUUGUACUGGAGAGGUUGCGUGAAGAACGAAUAAGUUUAUCCAGUCAUCCCUAUACACAACCGUCCGGAGACUCGAGUGGUCAUCUUGCCUCGCUGGCGGCUUGCCUAGCAGACGACCUCAGAACCACCUUCCAAGACGUCUUGAGUCAGCUAGAGGACCUUCGUCUGGCGGAGUGGUCAGAUCAGGCCCCUCCGCCCCCCAGCAAUCCUCUACAUGCUCCUAAACACCAGCAGGGCGGAGGUUUAAAUCUUCAGCAUAAUUACCAGAAUUAUCCACCGACUGGGAGAUCGUAUUCAGACAGUGAACCCAUUUAUCAACCAGGGGCUUAUGCGCCGAGCAGUUGUAUGGCAGACCGUGAAAACGACGACAUUUAUGACUUCGCGGCAAAAUAUAGAACUCAAAUGAGAACUCAGCAGGCAAAGAUGCUGAUGACACCUCAAGGGUGGCUGCAAAUGGCAAAGAAGAUCAUUUCUAAAUCUAAAAGAGAUGGCGACAGUUCCACGUGCUACAGACAAAAUGGCGGAUCUAAAGAUGGCGGACAGCGACAAAUCCGCCAAAAUAAUUUUCCCGCCAGAAACUUUAAUGGAAGUGAAAAUGACCUAAGUUUACAUUAUAACAGUGUUCCAAGAGGGUAUUCCGGACAAUUUACCGACGGAGGAUAUUCAGGUCGGGGUCACAAAUAUGCCGAUCAUGAUGGAAUUCGGUAUGCACCGGACGGACGACGAUCACCGGAGGUACAAAUGUAUAAAACACGAGUUAUCUAUCAUUCAAGACAAGAUUGCUCGGAUCAUUCCUCCGUCUAAACUUGAUAUAAAAAAUUUAUAUUUUAGUAAAAUAGAGAAAUGUUAGUCAAUUUCAUUCCUGUUUAAAAUAUGCCUAGUUUUAAACCAAUUCUCGGAAUUUUUAAACUUGAGAUUAUCAAAGCUUUAACUUUGAAAUUAAAAAGUUUUAAAAAGGCAGAAUAUUAAAAAUUACCGUGUUCAUCAUAUUGAUGAACAAACUUUUUUGCAACUUUUAACCUAGGAUAAAACUUUUACCCGAAGUUCCCAGAUUUUAAUAAAUCCGCCUUUUUACAAAUAUAUAAAAAAAAUUAUAAAAGUUGCAAAAAUUGUUCUUAUAAAUAAUAUUAAAAUUAUAUCAUUGUUAAUUUGGCUGUGUUCUUAAAAUAAAUUUACUCAUUGAAAAAAACGUUUAAAUUGUUGUAAAUUAGAAUUUCUAGUCGGGACUGUUGCGUUUCAGCCUUUCAGGCCCGAAAAAGUAGAACUGUUAUAUUUUGCCGUGAUUUUGCGCGCACGACAAAUUGAAGAGGAAAAAAUAACACUAACUAACUAACUAACUGACGACUGAAAAUGCUACUUUUUAAAAGUCGACUUUUAAAAAAAAUUAACAAUAACAAAAUUCUGAAAACAAUUUUCAAUUCGUCGUAGGACAGACAAAGUCAUAUUUUACUGCAAGUUAAUUGUUGACAUUUAAUAAUAAUAAAGUGUUAACCUGCGCAAAGGAUGAUACUAAAAUAACGACCUAAAAAUCCUUAAUUUUCUCAUCCUGAAAAAUAACAGAAAAUCGUUUCGUGAUAACAAAAUAAAUAUGGAUAUAUAAUAUCAUAAACUCA
Molecule: messenger RNA, 2690 nt
Organism: Eurytemora carolleeae
Lineage: Eukaryota; Metazoa; Arthropoda; Copepoda; Calanoida; Temoridae
Molecular function (GO): protein binding
Source: RefSeq, a predicted model, not a curated record